AUGGCAAACGAACCACAAGAAAACAUGAUGCGAAUAGCGAUAGCUGGCUCUGGUGGACUUGCACGAAUCUUUGCUCACUACUUGAAUGCAACUGUUCAUCCAUUCAUCAUAUUGUCAAGACAGGCCCAACCUGACUUGGAAGCUCUUGACUAUCAGAUCGCUGUUGUCAAUUAUGAUAGUCAAGAUGAACUUCGCUAUACCCUCAGGGGCAUCGAUCUUGUCAUAUCAACUGUCUCGGGAAAUCCCCAGAUCAACCUUAUCGACGCUGCUGCUCACUCUGACGUCCGUCGAUUUGUUCCGGCGGAGUUUGAAGGACCACCAGGACGUCGACCUCGUAAUGACCCCUUAGAUCGUGGCAGAGCAGCGACACUUGAUAGGCUUCGGCACUGGUCUCACCAUCAUCGACACCGCAUGGCGUCCACGAUAUUUAUUUGCGGGGUGUUUUACGAGAGGUUUGCUCGUGGUGGCUUAGGAUCUUUGGGCAUCGGUACUUCUACAAAUGUCUAUUACCAAGGUUCUUACUUGAUGGAUGUGGAAGCUAGCACCGCGGAAAUAGUCGAGAGGCAGAGCGGAGGCCAAGCAGUUCCCAUUUUCCUGUGCUUGACUUCAGUUUACGAUGUGGUACAAUUCCUUGUUGCAGCACUUGACAUUCCCCUGCAGAACUGGCCAGCAGAAUUCAAAAUGCGUGGAGAUCGAAGGUCAGUUGCAGAGGUUGUACUCUACGCUGAGUCUGUAAAAGGGGGAGCACCAUUCGUUCAAGAAGUGAUACAAGCGAGAGAUUUGCCUGCCCACCUUGAGCAUGCUACCUAUUAUCAAGACUUUGCCAAGGUUGGCCGCGUGCAAGAGCUCAUCGCAACGGAGCAACGAAGAUACGAUUACACGACCGCGAACCUCAACACUCUUGUCAACGUCGUUCCAACAAAUUUUUGGGAUUGGUUAAGGGAACAUUGGGGAGCACAAUAG
Molecule: messenger RNA, 963 nt
Organism: Hyaloscypha bicolor E
Lineage: Eukaryota; Fungi; Ascomycota; Leotiomycetes; Helotiales; Hyaloscyphaceae
Product: isoflavone reductase family protein-like protein
Exons: 3
Coding region: 1-963 (320 amino acids)
Source: RefSeq, a predicted model, not a curated record